Messenger RNA from Dipodomys ordii (Ord's kangaroo rat), 357 nucleotides. Its product is annotated as hemoglobin subunit alpha-like. Gene Ontology annotation, molecular function: oxygen carrier activity; haptoglobin binding; organic acid binding. NCBI's taxonomy places the organism in Eukaryota, Metazoa, Chordata, Mammalia, Rodentia, Heteromyidae. The transcript has 3 exons. Gene Ontology annotation, cellular component: hemoglobin complex; blood microparticle; haptoglobin-hemoglobin complex. The record is from RefSeq and is a predicted model, not a curated record. Gene Ontology annotation, biological process: oxygen transport; hydrogen peroxide catabolic process. The coding region runs from base 17 to 349 and encodes 110 amino acids.
CCUCUUCUCCCGCAGGAUGUUCCUGGGCUUCCCCACCACCAAGACCUACUUCCCCCACUUCGAUCUGAGCCACGGCUCCGCACAGGUCCAGGGCCACGGGAAGAAAGUGGCCGAGGCGCUGACCACCGCCGUGGGCCACCUGGACGACCUGCCCGGCGCGCUGUCCGCGCUCAGCGACCUGCACGCGCACAAGCUGCGCGUGGACCCGGUCAACUUCAAGCUCCUGAGCCACUGCCUGCUCGUGACNCUCGCCCGGCACUACCCCGGGGACUUCAGCCCCGCCAUGCAGGCCGCGCUGGACAAGUUCCUGAGCCUGGUGACGGCGGCGCUGGUCUCCGAGUACCGCUGAGCCCAGGG